AUUCUUAAAAUCAUAGAAACAGUAAUUUACUUAAGUAUAGUAACAUUAAACUGUAAUAUGAGCUUGCUGGCAUUUUAAACAUUAUUUCGUUGCAUUAGAAGCGUGUGAAGUAAUUAAAAUAGUUUUAGUAGUUGUUCGAUAUCAAAGUUGAACAGUUCCUAGCAAAAAGAAAUUUAAAAUGAAUAUUAACAAUAGUGCUUCCACUAAAACAAUUAAAGAUUUCGACAUAGAUAAACCUAGAUAUGAUAUGGAUAAGUAUUUAGGCAGAGCAAAGCACUUUUUUAUAGUAACAAACCCUUUAAAUCUUUUUGUUUCGGAUAAAACGUUAGAAAAUGCUAAAAAUAUAGUUGAAAAGCAAAGAAAAAAAGAGUUAGUUGAAGUAUCGGAAAAAGAACUGAUAAAAGCCAAAGUGAUUUAUGAUUCUGCAUUUCAUCCUGAAACUGGCGAAAAACAGUUUCUUUUAGGAAGAAUGUCAGCUCAAGUUCCUGUAAAUAUGGUCUUAACGGCUUGUUUGACAUUCUUUUAUAAAACCAACACUGCCAUUAUAUUUUGGCAAUGGGUUAACCAAUCAUUUAAUGCAGUAGUAAAUUUUAGUAACAGGAGCGGUGAUAGUCCUAUUACUAAUCAACAAAUUCUUUGGUCCUAUGUAGCAGCCACAAGUAGCGCCGUAAUCGUUUCGUUAGGCUUAAAGCGUUUAUUACGGGUAAAACUCGAUUUAACAAUCAGUACUUACAUAAUUGCAUAUAAUGUUACCACAAAUUACUUAUGCAUAUAUUGUGUGAAAAGCAAACCAACUCCAGGAGGAAUACGAAAAAAAGAGUUAGUUGAAGUAUCGGAAAAAGAACUGAUAAAAGCCAAAGUGAUUUAUGAUUCUGCAUUUCAUCCUGAAACUGGCGAAAAACAGUUUCUUUUAGGAAGAAUGUCAGCUCAAGUUCCUGUAAAUAUGGUCUUAACGGCUUGUUUGACAUUCUUUUAUAAAACCAACACUGCCAUUAUAUUUUGGCAAUGGGUUAACCAAUCAUUUAAUGCAGUAGUAAAUUUUAGUAACAGGAGCGGUGAUAGUCCUAUUACUAAUCAACAAAUUCUUUGGUCCUAUGUAGCAGCCACAAGUAGCGCCGUAAUCGUUUCGUUAGGCUUAAAGCGUUUAUUACGGCGGGCUCCACCAGUGAUUUCUCGAUUUGUACCCUUCGCAGGUUGCGCUGCUGCUAAUUGCGUUAAUUUACCGAUGAUGCGUUCAAAAGAAUUAUUAGAGGGAACCGCAAUAUAUGAUGAAAAUGGACAGAAAAUAGGUCAAUCAAAGUAUGCUGCUCAAAAGGGAAUUAGUCAAGUUGUGUUCAGCAGGGUUUGCAUGCCCAUGGGAGGAAUGGUUGGAGUACCAACCCUAAUGGAUUUUUUAUCUAAAAGAGGAAUUCAUUUUAAGUACCCAUUUCCAAUAGAGUUAAGUUUAAAUGGACUAACUCUUUUAUUUUCCACGCCUUUGUGUUGUGCGUUUUUCAAACAAUAUCAAGAAUUUCCAUUUAACGAUUUAGAGCAAAAUGUUCAGGUUGAACUUACAGAAAAGUUCAAGGGUAAUCCCCCUGCAAGUGUUUAUUUCAACAAAGGCCUUUAACUUUUAACGAUGAAACACUUAGAGACUCUAUAUAUUGACAAAUGUAGUUUUAUUAUAGACAGUGAAAUAAUUUUGUUGUUAA
Molecule: messenger RNA, 1691 nt
Organism: Agrilus planipennis (emerald ash borer)
Lineage: Eukaryota; Metazoa; Arthropoda; Insecta; Coleoptera; Buprestidae
Product: sideroflexin-3-like
Exons: 10
Coding region: 179-1609 (476 amino acids)
Biological process (GO): monoatomic ion transport; serine import into mitochondrion
Cellular component (GO): mitochondrial inner membrane
Molecular function (GO): monoatomic ion transmembrane transporter activity
Source: RefSeq, a predicted model, not a curated record